This is a messenger RNA of Amoebophrya sp. A25, 366 nucleotides long. The record is from the annotation of a GenBank genome assembly. Lineage: Eukaryota; Dinophyceae; Syndiniales; Amoebophryaceae.
UCUACUACCAAAAAUUCACCUGCUUCGAAGAAUUCAUAUUAUGAAAGGCAAAAGUGUACUCAUACUGAUGAAGAAAACUAGUAGUUGCUUUCCUACUUGUACUUCAAAAAUGCCAGCUAGUUUAUUGAGAAGUACUAUGAGUGCACUUGUUUUCCUUUCAUACAUAUGCACAGUGUUUUACGACAAUCAAGAAGAUCUUCGACCAGCAACUACCACAGGAGUUGCGACGUCCAAGAACUCAGAUUCCGUAGAAGCCAAAUUGAAGCGCUGGGACAAACUCUUUGCUCCUGGUUCGAUCAUAGGAAAUGGCCCACUAUUGAAUAACAACACUAGUGCUGAUGGUAAGAACAACACCCGGAGAACAUC